AUGAAAAAGAAGAAGGCGAAGAAGACGGGCGGCACAUCCAAGGAGAAGAAGGAAGAUGCGCCAGCAGCUGAGGACAAACCCGAGGCAUCGGCCAGCACACCAGCCGACGAAGCUGUCCCCGCGGAACAGGCUACAUCACCAACCGGCACCACGGCGACACCCUCGCAACAAUCCAAGCUCCGCUCGGCAUCAUUCCGCGCAGGAUCCAUUUCCAGCCCCGUAUCCAGCCCCAUGUCCCCCAACUUCAAUCCCGAGGGCGAGACGGCGGCCGAUAUCUACCGCAAGCAGGUGGCGCGCAUCGAAGAUCUGGAGAAGGAGAACAAGCGGCUCGCAAAAGAGGUUAAGGACUCGGAAAAGCGAUGGCAGAAGGCCGAAGAUGAGCUCGCUGAUCUGCAUGAGGCAGAGAGGCCCGAGGGCAACAAGGCAGAGGGUGAUUCGGAUAGUCACAUUGAGAAGCUGCAAGCAGAACUGGCAGCACUCCAACGGCAAAACGCCCAACUCCAAUCCGCCGCCUCGCGCCGCGGCCACGUCACCUCACCCUCCGUGUCAACGUCGUCUCCACCCGCCGCGGAACUACAAGCCCAGCUGGCCUCCAAAGCCUCAACCAUUGAGACAAUGGAGCUCGAACUAUCCCGUCUACGCGCGCAGGCCGAGCGCCAGGCCAGCGCUGGCGGCACCGACAAGGAGCAGAUCGCCGCCCUGGAGGAGAAGCUAGCGCGAGCGGAGCAAGCCGCCUCCAAGUCGUCAAGAGAGCUCGGCGAUCUGAAACGCAACCUCGAGCGCACGACCGAAAAAGCCGUGCGCGAGGGCAGCAGCCGCACCAGCGCCGAGACCAAAGUCCGGACCCUCGAACAAGAGAAUAGCGCCAUGGUCGAGGAGAAAGCCGAGCUGCAAAAGAAGCAUGACGCCCUGGAGAAGAAAGUCGCGGCGCUCGGCACUCUGCACAAAGAAAAUGACAAUCGGAUGCAGGCCCUCCGCCGUGAGAAGGAGGUUGCCGAGAAGGAAAACCAGGAGCUAAAGAGCAAGAUCGAGCGGCUUGAGGCUGAGAACGUGCGGCUCCGCAAAAAGGACGCGGCUGAGGGCGGCGGUGAUGAUGAGGGAGUCGACGAGCUCGAGAACGAGGAGCGCCUGCGCCUCGAGAAGAAGGUCCGCGACCUCGAAGCCGAGGUCUACGACCUGCGCCGCGGCAUCUGGCAUCAACGUCGUCGGGAGCUAGAGCCCGGCAUGGAAGGAGAUGCCGACGCCGCUACCCCAGUGGCCGAUUUCACCAACAUCGACCUCGGGAGCGGCGGGCUACCCUCGUCCAACACGGCGCGCAAGGAAUCCGCGAAAGCAGGCGGUGGCUUUGGGGAUUUCUUCAAUGCGUUGACGGGCGGAGGCGGUGGGGCUGGGGACAAGGACGAGCUUCUUGAUGAUGACGAUAUGGAAUUUGACGAGGAGGCGUUCCGCAAGGCGCAUGAGGAGGAUGCUAGAAAGCGGAUUGAGAGGAUUAAGGAGAUCAAGCGCGGGCUGAAGAAUUGGGAGGGCUGGCGCUUGGAUUUGGUGGAUAGCCGGAGGGGGGCUGCGUAUGGUGUUGGGGAGGUGUUUGACAUUUGA
Messenger RNA from Pseudomassariella vexata, 1596 nucleotides. RefSeq lists its product as uncharacterized. Lineage: Eukaryota; Fungi; Ascomycota; Sordariomycetes; Amphisphaeriales; Pseudomassariaceae. The coding region runs from base 1 to 1596 and encodes 531 amino acids. The record is from RefSeq and is a predicted model, not a curated record. The transcript is spliced from 2 exons.